GAAUGAUUGGGUUCCUAGCUAAGAUGUAAAUAAUCCUAAAACCAUUGACCGAAUUCUCAAGGAAGCUGAAGGUGAAGCACGUGGACAACAACAGAAUCUACAGAGCAUGUCCUUCACAGAAAAAGAAAAAGAGGAACUUAGAAGAAGUGUCCAAGGAAUCUUUAAUAAACUCACACCACAGAAGUUUGAAACUCUAUUGACUCAAAUCAAAAAUCUUAACAUCGACACUGAGGAAAAACUGUGGGCAGUCAUUAAUUUAAUAUUUGAGGCAGCUGCGGCAGAGGCAAACUCCAGCGUCCCCUAUGCAAACAUGUGCAAGCAUUUGGGAUUGAUUAAAGUGCCCACUAAGAAUAAGGACUAUGUGAAUUUCCAUAAAGUUCUCUUAAAAAAGUGCCAGAGAGAAUUCGAAAAGGGUAGGAGUGAUGAAUUGAAACACGAAAGGCUCUGGAAGAAGCUGCUCCAGAAGAAAAGAAAGAAUUAGAGCAAGAAAUGUAUGAUGAAGAUAAGAUGAGAUAUAGGCAGCUUGGCAAUCCAAGAUUUAUUGGUGAACCUUGGAAUGUUAACCGAACCUAUCAUGCAUGAAUGUAUAAGGAGACUCAUUUCUCAAGGAGAUGAAGUAUCACUUGAGUGUUUGCGUCAAUUGCUGAAUACGAUAGAUAAAGAAUUAGAUGAUCGAAAAGUUAAAGGUUCAAAAGAUAGUGUAAGUGUUCUUUGUCUUCAUUUUGAUCUGUGCUUUUACUUGUAAUAAAAUAUGAGAAAAAGUAUUCUUGUAAAUAAUAUAAGUUUAAAAAGACAACUUAUCUUCAAAUUAAAAAAAGUUUUUUUUGUUGAAAAAGCUUAUUAAACACAUUACUUUCUGAUUCAUAGAACAAUAGACCUUUAUACAGAUUAGUUCUUGUCGAUUCUGAAUUCUUUGUCGAAAAAGUAUGGAAAAUUAUUUCUUACAAAUGCAAAAGAUAGUAGACAAACGUUUAACUAGCUCUAGGGACAGGUUAAUGUUGCAAGAUAUUAUAGAUUUAAAAAGGAAUGAUUGAGUUCUACGGAACAUGUCCUUCCAAAACAGGGUACCUGAUCACCGAGACAGAAGAAAAAACACUGCUCGAAACAUGGGAACAACAUGGACGUCUUCUACAGAAAGUAGUAAAGGCAGCUAUAGUCUUGUUGAUCCUACUAAAUUAAAACUGACUAAAGUUGUUGAUGACCUUGAAAUCACAGCUUGUUAUGCUGGGCAUGUAUUGGGUUUUGCAAUGUUUUUGAUAAAAGUAGGAUCACAAUCAGUAGUCUACACAGGGGACUUUAACACCACUCCAGAUCGUCACUUGGGGCCUGCGUGGAUUGAUAAAUGCAGGCCAGACCUGCUGAUCACAGAUUCUACAGAGGGUACUACAAUUAGAGACUCAAAAUGGUAUAGAGAACGAGAUUUUUUGACUAAAGUGCAUGACUGUGUCGAAAAAGGUGGUAAAGCGUGAAUGUCAUUGAAAUUAGCACUCUUUGAAUAAAUAGUUCGACACUAUUAUGUGACAACGUUGUGCGGGAUCGAAGCUCUUUUUACCAAGCAAUAGAGUAAACCAGAACACGCAUAUCUGUUGUUUCAAUGUCUA
Molecule: messenger RNA, 1601 nt
Organism: Parasteatoda tepidariorum (common house spider)
Lineage: Eukaryota; Metazoa; Arthropoda; Arachnida; Araneae; Theridiidae
Source: RefSeq, a predicted model, not a curated record